AUGGCAUGGCGCCCCCGCUGUGGCUCCAAAGGCCCACGACGCCAUGCCCAACGAGAAGAAGGAAUCCGUCAUGCCCAGCGAGAAGAAGGCCGUCGGGAAGCUCGACGGGCGCCCCAGACUGAGGCCAAGAAGAAGGCAAAGCCAUGCAGUGGAGGCCGAAGCUCGGAAACCCGAAGCUCCGCUGAGAUCCAGCUGCGGCGCCUCGGUGAGGAACUCGCUGCCGAAGGCCAGCGCUUCCGACAGAGAGGCAAAGAAUGCAUGGAGAUGGCCAUGCGGGCGGAGGCUUUGCACCUCGAGGUUCGGCUCCGGCAGCAUGCACGGGAGCGUGAGGCAAAGCAGCGAAGUCCGACCGGAACCCGUCAGGCAUGCAGGCCGACAUUGCAGACCAGAAGAGGAGGUGCCUCUCCAGAGAGGAAGAUGACAAGUGAGAAGCAGUGCAAGCGCUGA
Effrenium voratum is the source of this 447-nucleotide messenger RNA. NCBI's taxonomy places the organism in Eukaryota, Dinophyceae, Suessiales, Symbiodiniaceae. The record is from the annotation of a GenBank genome assembly.